AGGUGGUAUUGCGGAAGUGCUCUGAUUCCGUUUAGGCUUAAUUCUAUGUGGUCCAGUUCGGGAUGCAGUGCCCUGGCAGGCCUUUUAGGGGCGCUAUCCGCCUGCUGUGCCAAGCUUGCUCUGGGGACCGAUUAUGUGAGGGAUGCGUGCGAAGUUGUGGCGGGGGAUCGGGGAGGGAUGUGCGAGUGGGUUCAUCUGCUCCUCCGUCUUUGCUGCACUUGCCUCGUGUUUGUUUGUAAUGCUGUCAUGUGGACUUUCUUUGCAAAAGCACUAAGUUUAUCUUCCUCUUCUGCUACUGCAACUGUCACAACAACUGCUUCAAAUUUUGUCUUCUCGGCACUCCUUGGAAAGGUUCUGUUUGGUGAGGCCCGUGCUAUGUUGUGGUGGGUAGGAAUUUCAAUUACCCUUUGUGGAUUGCUCUUACUUCAUACUGUACCACCAUCCCAUGAAGAGAACCGUGCUAAGACAAAAGAAAACUAAGCCAGUGAAAGGAGUCAUGCUGAAACGGAAUAUAAAUAUUUAAAUAAAGUCUAUUUUUGUAUUUGG
This is a messenger RNA of Xenopus tropicalis (tropical clawed frog), 546 nucleotides long. It is a transcript of the gene tmem42, whose product is annotated as transmembrane protein 42. The transcript has 3 exons. Bases 46 to 480 code for a protein of 144 amino acids. The record is from RefSeq and is a predicted model, not a curated record. Lineage: Eukaryota; Metazoa; Chordata; Amphibia; Anura; Pipidae.